Messenger RNA from Cimex lectularius (bed bug), 1775 nucleotides. RefSeq names its product protein slowmo (gene slmo). The coding region runs from base 397 to 1098 and encodes 233 amino acids. Lineage: Eukaryota; Metazoa; Arthropoda; Insecta; Hemiptera; Cimicidae. The record is from RefSeq and is a predicted model, not a curated record. Gene Ontology annotation, biological process: phospholipid transport. Gene Ontology annotation, molecular function: phosphatidic acid transfer activity. Gene Ontology annotation, cellular component: mitochondrial intermembrane space. The transcript is spliced from 5 exons.
UUUUUUAAACGUAAAUAGGGAACGUUGGCUUAAGUGUGCUUUAUAAUAUUUUAAUUUAUUUAUUUUGUGCAAAAAAACAAUACUUUUACGUGUAUUUUAUUGUUUACUUGCGUUUUGAUAAUUUUUUAAAAAUUUUCAUUGUAGGCAGAUUGUAAAAAUUGUGUCAGUUGAGCGUGACGUAAUUGUUCGGAGUAGACGUAGAUGUAGCAGGGAGCGAUAGCUUCUAACCUCGGGGUUGGGGGCCCGUCGUGCGAGACGGAAUCGGAAAAUCGAUGGCCCUUUCUUUUUAAUGGCUGUGAGGCCAUUCAACGGGUCUCCUCUUCUGCUCUUGUUCCUCGGCUUCUCCAUUCCAACAAACUGUUCAAAAUAAGUAACACAAGAUAACACAACCAAGACAUGAAGAUUUGGACGUCAGAGCACACUUUCAACCAUCCUUGGGAAACUGUUGCACAAGCAGCAUGGAGAAAAUAUCCAAAUCCGAUGAAUCCAGCAGUAAUAGGAACCGAUGUAGUUGACAGACAGGUAGUGAAUGGAGUACUUCAUACACACAGAUUGGUCAGCUCCAAAUGGGGACUGCCAAAAUGGGUCCAAACGCUAAUUGGUCCAGCUAACAUUUGCUAUGCUAGUGAGCUUUCUGAAGUAAAUCCACAAGCAAAAAUCAUGACAUUAAAAACUCGAAAUCUCACAUUUGGCAAAUAUGUUGCUGUAGAUGAAAUGUUGAAGUAUGAACCUCACCCAAAUGAUAAAGGAAAAACAUUGCUCAGACAGGAAGCGAUUGUCACAGUACAAGGUGUACCUCUUAACAAUUACAUGGAAGAUCUCCUUACUUCUACAAUAAUGUCUAAUGCUGGAAAAGGAAGGCAAGCGAUUGAAUGGGUUAUAGACAAAAUAAACACAGAGGUCAUCGAAAUCAGGAACAACGCUGUCAAAAGUACAGAUGAAAUUAUAACUCAUACUAAGAAAUCUUUGGAUGGGAUAACAUCGACUGCCAGAAAAUCUAUGGAUGAAUUGUCAAAUGCUGCAAAAAAGUCUUUUGACGAUUUCAACCACCUAAGGAGUAAAUCAAUUCCAACAAGUAAAGACGUACCAGAAAUAUAGCCUUAAAUUAAUCUUGAAAAAAAAAAACGGAGAAAAAGUAUUACCAAAUAUCUCAAAAUGCGUACAUUAUGCAUUAAAAUGAAAAAUAUAUUUUAAAAUAAUUCUGCCAAUAUCGGUGGCAUGAUUAAAUAGUAAAUAUUGUGAUAGUAAUUGAUAUCUUCAUUUUUAUUUUGAUGACUUUUCACCUAAUUUAUUGUAAAAUAUUGAAUGUACAUAACAAAUUUAUAUUUGCUGUUCUAGAAUUCUAGAUUUUGUUGUCUUAUUUUUAUUGUUGUAAAAAUAAUAUUUAUUUACUUCAAAGUCACUAAAAGUGUAAAUGUGUACAUAUAUAAAUUCAAAAUGGACAAAUUAUAGGUGCAAGUCAGUUAAUUACAUUCCUUUUGAAUUUGAUUAAAAUGAUUUGUAUGGAUGUAGUAGGUUCCAUGAACUAAGUCAAUUUUCCUUAUUUAUAUUACAUAAAAGUGUAAAAUUUACUUUACAGCACUAAAUAUGUGUGCGUAUUGUACCGAAUGUAUAAUUUUUAUUACUUGAAGCAAAAUUGAUGUAUUUAAGGUUUAAAAAUGCACUGUGUGGUACAGGAUGUUUAAACGCAUUGACUCGAAUCAAUUAAAAUUUUGUAAACAGAAGUGAAAUUAAAAGAAAAAAGAGGCAUCUUUACUGUUUUGAGCAAAAACAAA